AUCCUGCUUCCAACAUCAAACUGCUGUUAAUCAAAGCAAGAAACACCGUAACAUUGUACACAGUAACACCCAUCACAGUCUCCUAAAAAAGAACAGCAUCCUUUCUCCUCUAUUAUUUUAACAUUUAAGGUAGAAGAGUAUGUUGAAUUAUUAGUUUCAACUUUUUUUUGCAUUUUAUUCAGCCUGUAGCCUAAAAAUCAGUAUUAGUGUUGAUUCAUAAAUCAUAAAUCAACAUGUGCAACCUAUAAAUGAUAUGUUGGUAACAUUUCUGAGUAUCAAAAGGUGCUAAAAUGUUUGAUGUUGGUAGCAUUUUAUGGUUUAGAUUAUUCAAUAAACUACCUGUAAACUAGAUUUGUUUUGGUGCUCCAGAACUCAUCGUUUAAUUCAUUUGGUCAGCGGUGAAGUUACACCAUGACGCUAAAAUAAAACCUAUAUUUAUACAUUUUCACCUUUCAUAUCCAAUAUCUGAAUUUUCUGUUUUUUUGGUUUCUGCACAUGUAGAAAUAUGCAAGAAAAAGGAAAAGAAAUACACUUUCACACCCUUUAUUCUCACAGCUGGGGCAGUAGCUGCUACUGCAAAACAGAGCUGCUUAAAUUUCUUUAGUAAAUGUGUUGUUUACAUUGAGUCAGAACCUAAUUAAAGCAACACCACAAUCUGGAGGCAGUCCAAUUAAAUCAACUGCAACUAUACCUCAGUAAGGCUCAUAAUGUUCACAUUUUGUUGAGACUGUGUCAGACUGUGCUCAACUUUAUGAUAAUUUUUAAGACUGUAUUUUGUGCUGUUGUGCUGCAUGGAAGUGUAUUUUAAGACCUUCAUGUCACUGUUUCCACCACUUUGAUGGUGAUGACACAAACUACUAAUACGAAUCUAGAGUCCAAAGAGUUUGCUCUGAAUUAUAAUAAGACCUCUCUGACACAAUCUCAACACUCAAACUCAACAUUAUAAUCUCCACAAAUGGAGUCAUUGUUGCAGGUGAAAGUGCAUCCAAUUGCAUCACACUGUAGUGCAGGUGUUGCUUUCAUUUUGUCCAUCCUCGCUGUACAUGCAGCAUUUUCACAUUUGGUGCAUCAGGCGAAAGGGCCCCACCACUAGGAAAACUUUAAUGAUUGUUGAAAUAGGUUACAUCAUAUGUUUUCAAUUUAAUAUCAUAAUGAAAAAGGAGCAGCUGUCGUGGUCAGUAGGAGUAAUACAAUUAACCAAGUUUCUGCUGUUUAAUAUUUUACAUUAUAGGCUUUUAAAUGGAAAAAAGCCUCCUGAUAAUAAAUUAUCUCAAGCACAAUUGAAAAAAAUCAAACAUUGCCCAUCAUUGUUCUCUGAGCUUAUAUCUUCAUCAUAAUUCACAAUACAUUUAAUCAAGUGGUGCUUAUAUGAGAUUAUUCUAAGCAAUGAUUGCCUCAUCCCAAGAGAGAAACGUUUCAACCGAGCCGACAAUUAGUACCAAGGGGAGUAUGAAUGGCUGAUUAAUGAGAGAAAAAUGCUGCAUCAGUGGGACUGGCUCAGCACCACCUGUCCCUGAAAUGUCACAUGGGAUAACUGGUCAAGAGACAGCGUCGCAUUUGCAGUCGGUUGGUGGCGUGGAAAUAAAACAUGGAAAGUGCUUGCCUCAAAGCAUCAACAUAUUUGACUAAAUUGACCCUGAGCCGAGUCAGCGAAGAUGAAUCCGUGUGAUGAAUCUGUUUGUUUGUCUGUGUGUGUGUAUAUAAAACACUAGGAGGAACAUCAGCAGCAGUAGUGGAGCAUACAAGUACGAAGCUUUGAUGUUUCUCUUUGACUCUCAUACACAUGGAUUUCACAAAGAAAAAGCAAACUGUGUUGCCAUGCAGAGGAUGAUGCCAUGUCAGAGGUCCUCACUGUCGAUGCUAUUUUGUUUGGGCUCCUGGUCUUUUCUGGCAUCCUAGGAAACAUCUUGGUCAUCCAUGUGGUGUUUCAGACAGCCGUUGAGAGUCCGUCUCAGCGACUCCCUCCCUCCGACACUAUUUUGGUGCACCUGUCACUGGCAAACCUGCUGACCUCGCUUUUCCGCACGGUGCCCAUCUUUGUGUCGGACCUGGGCUUGGAUGUGUCUCUGUCUCCGGGCUGGUGUCGUGUCUUCAUGCUGCUAUGGGUGUGGUGGCGAGCUGUGGGCUGUUGGGUGACUCUGGCACUUAGCGUCUUCCACUGCACUACCUUGAGGCGGCAGCAUGUCACCUUUGGACCUCUCGCACAGCAGCGGGAGAGGCGGCGAGUUUGGAUUGUUCUGGGGCUGGUGUGGGGGGCUAAUCUGGCCUUCUCUAUCCCUGCUCUGGUAUAUAGCACCCAUGUUCACGGUAAUGCCACCGUGGAGCUGAUGGUGAUCAGCUGCACCACCAGGCCUCUGCUGGGCUGUGUCUGGGAGUUCCCCUCCAACGAACAGGGUUCAGCUUUUGCCUCCAGCUCGUUGGCGCUCAAUGAGGUGUUGCCACUGGUGCUGAUGAUUUUCACCAACCUGGCAACCCUGCACGCUCUGGCAAAGCACAUCAGAGCUGUUACCUCAGGGGGACACUCUGGAGGAACCCAUGGGGAGCUGGACAAACAUGUUUCCUCCGAACGUAAAGCAGCUCAUGUAAUCAUGUCGCUGGUGUCACUCUUCGUGGUCUGCUGGGCCCUACAGGUCGCCGCGGUGACAUACUACAACCAUGAUGGAGGACACCAUGCUGAGGGGCUGCUGACUGUAGCUCAUUUCUCUGCUUCACUGUUUGUAGGAUUCAGUCCCAUGGUGGUGGCACUUGGACAUGGUAAGCUGAGGAAGAAAAUCAUGGGUAUGAUACUUGGGUGGUUUAAAAUUGUUAAAUGUCACAAUGCAGACGCUGAAGUGGGGAAUGAAUCCCCAGAGACUAAAGGAAAGAAGGGAAAACAAACCAUUUUUGUUGUUCAAAAAGAGAGGCAGGUCAUAAAUGUGGAGGAGAAGGUUAAGGCAAACAAAUGACAGCACUGAUACUCCUUUAAACACUGAAAAAUACAAGUUUUCCAAGAAUAAGGCUCGGAAAAACAACUUUCCAAUAACUCAGACCAAGUCCAAUCAGUCUUGAAUCUCAAAAUAGAAAAACUCAAAAAUAUAAAUAAAACAAUCCUCUCUCCACUAAAGUUUGUUACCAGGUCCAAAGCUACAGAUUUAUCAUACGCUGUCCUUUUGUGUUUUACCAUCAUAUUAACCACUUUGGCCCUGUGUUUUAUCAAUAAACUUACAAACAGAUCCAGAGACCCAAACAUUUGGAAUUCUGGGCCAAUAUUCUGUCUCACUGUAACAUUUGGUUGGUUGGUUUUGCAAAAAGGGAGAUAAAAGAAUCCAUCAUGGUAACUAAUACCUUUAAUAAAACCAUGUCUCUCAUUAACAACCCUACAUGUGAUCCAAAGUAUCCACUCACACCACUGUGAGAAUCACUGUUUCAAACAGUAACAGUAAACCUUUGAUUCUGCUUUCAAAUCACACCAACUCUACACUUAACCCAUAAAGCAAAAUGAUCAAGACAUUGGCAGUAUUUGAUAAUUAUUAACUCAUGUAUCAGUGUAAUCUAAAUAAAUAUUUUUGACAUUCUUUUUAUAAAUCCUGAUGGAAAUGUCCAUGAUAUUUUUGUUCAUUUUCUUUUGACCAUUUAUUUGGACUGUACAAAUAAAAAUGUGUCACCAACUAUCAGCCUUAUCUACAUAAAGAUGCUUUCAGUUGCCUUUC
This is a messenger RNA of Thunnus maccoyii (southern bluefin tuna), 3689 nucleotides long. Its product is annotated as olfactory receptor class A-like protein 4. The record is from RefSeq and is a predicted model, not a curated record. Gene Ontology annotation, molecular function: G protein-coupled receptor activity. The coding region runs from base 1836 to 2945 and encodes 369 amino acids. Gene Ontology annotation, cellular component: membrane. Gene Ontology annotation, biological process: G protein-coupled receptor signaling pathway. The transcript has 3 exons. NCBI's taxonomy places the organism in Eukaryota, Metazoa, Chordata, Actinopteri, Scombriformes, Scombridae.